Sycon ciliatum is the source of this 3381-nucleotide messenger RNA. RefSeq lists its product as uncharacterized. The coding region runs from base 260 to 2671 and encodes 803 amino acids. The transcript is spliced from 2 exons. NCBI's taxonomy places the organism in Eukaryota, Metazoa, Porifera, Calcarea, Leucosolenida, Sycettidae. The record is from RefSeq and is a predicted model, not a curated record.
GGUUCUGACCGGGAUCAGUGGCGGUGGCAAGACACGCGUAGCACUGGAGUAUGUGUCGUUCAUUGCACGCUGCAACCGCCGAGCACUGCGGCGCCGGUAUCGUCUUGAGCGGACACGCAUCCUGUACCCAGGUGGAGUGUACUUGCUGGAUCUAUCCACUGAGGAGACUCUGAGGACAUCCAUCCUUGCAGCUAAGAGUGCUACCCCGACGCGCGGCCAAGGUGGCCUGGCAUUCGCGAGCUGCGCGACUGCAUCAGACAUGACGGCCCAGCUGCAGCGCCAUCGCCAGCCGUGGCUGCUGAUCCUGGACAACGCCGACAGCUGGGACAUGCUGGCAACGUCAUCGCGGGAGGCUUGGCGUGGACUUAUUCCAGUGUACGGCUCGGCUGGCCAUUGCCUGCUGCUCACGACCGCGUCCACCCUGCCCGAAUGGUUACAGCGACAGGUAGCCGCUGUGCUUCCAGUGGAACCACAAUCCGCAAGGGAUGCAGCCAAACUAUUUCUUCACAAGCUCAGCGUUGAGCGCGACGCAAGUCAGGAUCGGCAGAAAAAGCAACAGGAAGCUGCUGUGUCGACACCGCAAGAGCAAGCUAAGCAUGGUUCAGACUUUCUGGAGCUUGAUCCGAACGACAUGGAGAAGGUACUGCAGCUGGUGUCUCCUUGCGGCUACCUGUCAGGUUUGCCGUUGGCCAUUGAACUGGCUGCUGCCUUCAUUAGCCAGCAAGACGGACUUGAGACUGGAUUCGCUGAGUACGUGGAGCAGCUGACAAGAUGCCCGGUUAAGUUGUGGGAAGCACCCAACAUGAGCAGCAGCCUAGUUCCGGCCAGGUUCGUAAGCCAGGUAUCACGGUCCUUCCGGUCCCUAUCGACAGAGGCCAGACAACUAGCCAUGCUGCUUGCUAACCUUAGUCCAGACAGUAUCAAUGUCCACCUUGUCACCGAGGCCCGGGACAUUCUCCCCGUCGCGGAGCUGCAGGCGUUCUUAGCUUGCCCGCAACGCAGCGGCGAGGAAACGUCGCGGCGCUACGCAGUCCACCGACUGCACCUGCUGGUUCACGAGCUGCGGCGUUACUCGCUGGUGGGGUUUGGUCCGGCUACCUCGCUCUCUCAGGUGCCUCCUCAACGGAUGGAUCCAAAUGCUGACGAUAGCACGGCGACAGGGAACCAUAUUGUGCACUUUCACCGUCUUGUCCAGUCCAGCAUUCGAUGCAUCAUAGCUGAUGAGUGGCGCCACAGCACGAGGACAAGCUCGCAGGUGCCGCAGCCAGUAGACAUCCUGUGCAACGGACAUUGGUCCCUUCGGGCAGCUCUGGACUUGCUGGUCUGGACAACACAGCGGCACAGUCGCCUGCACAAUGCACUGCAUACCCUGCCACACGUUCUCGCGCUGGUCCAGGUCAGCAAGCAAGCGAUGAGCAAUCUCAGCGCAACGUCUGCGGUCAGCGGAGAGACCUACAGCACGGGUGCUGCUGCCGCUGCAGCGACAAGUACAGGCGACCAGCAGGAUACUCCGCCAAACCGCUCCAUUCCCCCGGCGUACAUCGAGCACUACUGCAACCAGUGGACAGCACUAAUUGAGGAUUGCCAUCACCUACUCCGACUGUGUCACAUGAUGCAUACGAGCCGGGAUAGCGAGGCAAUGCUGAGACAUGCGGUGCAGAUGACUCGAACAUUGGCCGAAAACUGCGGGAACUGGGAGACACGGCGCAACGUUCUGGAAAUGGGUACUCGUUUGGCCAAGCGGCGGUGCACGAUGGUGCUGAACGCAGAGUCGAUUGCCAUCAUGGUUGCUACCGCGCGAUUCUUACAAAACCUACCAAGAGCUCAGCAUCGGGCAGCAAUUGAAGCAAUCGUGGUCCUUAUAUCGGUGAAAGCUGCUGAAUCCGCAGGCGAGGACCGCCGUGGCCAUAAUUGUCUCGAAGGAGACAAGGUGUUCACGAAUAUCCUGGCUGGCUGGUCCUUGUUUGCUGACGGCUGGCUCCUUCCUCAAGACAGUCGGUUCAGUCACGUGCAUUGGGACAAUAUCAGUGCGCUGAUGGCAGCCGUGACAACUAUACAUAUGAACCUGGUCACCCUGGUCCUUGCCGUCGUGUCGCCAAGAUCAGGGCAGCUAGCUGCUGCACUGCUCAAUGACGUGCUUGGUGCUAUCUGCGCCACGCCGUCACUGCUAUGCGUUUGCCAUGACACGCUAACGGGAGGCUUGCACGGUGCUUCACGCCCGGACGAGAAAAUGGUGGUGGGCGAUCGGGUGGAUGUGCGCCUCUUUACGACAUCUGAACAUGUCAAACAUGCCAGCGUCGCCGCUGGUUCUCAGCAGUGUGUUCUAUCAGCGGCUCAGUGCACGGGAUUACAACGAGAGCUGAUUUUCAGUCAGCUUCGUAUCACGCACAAUUCCAGGCAGCCCGUUGGCAUCUUCCGCCUGGCCGUGGUGCUGUGUUUAUCCGCGCUCGGUCUCAUGUGGCUGUGUCUGGACCGCCGCAACCCGCAACUCGACGGCCACGCCACCGCUAUGGUGCUGUUUGAGCGCCUAUUCGCGCUUCUGUCCUUGUCUGAUGAGCCAGCCCUGCAGGCGCUGGCCACCCUGAUUCGGAUCCUGGUCCGAUGCACAUGCCUACAUACCCGAAGUCAGCGACUAGCAUUUGAUUUGAAGGAAAUCGUCCAACUGGAUUGACGCUUCUCCGAUGAUGCCCGUGCUGAGCUCAAGAUUCGCACAAGUAGCCGGUGAGUGUGGUGUGGCACUGUGGCAUUCAUGUACUGUUGGGUAAACCAAGAGUACAAAAAAAAGUUUAAGUACUCUUGGUCUAACCCAUGCAUGCUUGCAACAACCCCCCCCCAUGCCUGCUCGCCUGCGAUACUUCGAAGUACAAGCUGGUAAGCCAUAUUUAUUUUGUCAUGGAGCUGGGUCUGAACUCUAGCUGGGCUGCCUCUACUAAUUAUAGCUGAAUACUAUGGCAGCGUGUGUGUGUAUGUGUGUGCACGUGUGAGUGUGUGCGUGCAUGCGCGCGCGCGCGCUCGCGUGUGUACAAUGUCUUUGAGUACUGAAUCGCGAGCCAGGGAUGCGAUGUAUUCUUGUUCAUACGACUCGUACAUCUAGUCACCCAACUGAGGUCUCGCCGGCUGGAAUGCUUAUAGCUGAUUGCCUCAUAGAGUGUUUUGAUAUUAUCAUACAUAAUUACUGGUAUACUAUUCGAGUUCCCCGGUGCAUCUUGAACACUGCCUUUUCCUGAAUGCUUUGAACAGCGAAUCGAAACAGCACAUAGUAAUGACGUUCCCUAGAAGUCAUGAACAUAUCAUAUUGUUACUGUGGGAAUAGGACCUGUCGGCCGCAGUGCUCGCUCCUGCUCAUGCACCCCACAGUAUCCAUGGUAACCUGGCAACACU